Messenger RNA from Tremella mesenterica DSM 1558, 1158 nucleotides. RefSeq lists its product as uncharacterized. The transcript has 3 exons. The record is from RefSeq and is a predicted model, not a curated record. The coding region runs from base 1 to 1158 and encodes 385 amino acids. Lineage: Eukaryota; Fungi; Basidiomycota; Tremellomycetes; Tremellales; Tremellaceae.
AUGCCGAACUCAAAUGAGAAUCGUAAACUACUUCACCGUCGUCGACCAUCUCGAGAUUCCCCACGUCGACCUAUCACCCCUUUCACCCCUUCCAUUUCUAGGACGAUAGAUCUUCCCGAAACUCCCGUGUCUGAAGAAAAGACAAUCCCUCAAUUGAAAUUCGUACUCGUCGACCCACUCGCAGCUUCACCAUGGUCCAUCACUCGAGGAAAUCAACUUCUCUCACCUCGUCCUCCUCCGUCUCCCCCUACCACACCCAUCUCAGGACCAUUGUCGACCCUCACUUCCACCCCGUUCUCAGCAGUACUUCCCGCAACACCUUUGACAACAACUGAAACGCCUGGUACCCGACUGUCUGGCCGCUCGGACAUCUUUCAACCUUCUUGGACGACACCGAGACCGGCACCUUCUCCCCCGCAAGUCAGUGCUAGUAGGGGCACAUCGGAUAUGUGUCCGUUAACCGUGGGUGGCUGGGGGAGAGAAUGGGAAACGGUAUUCCUAGAUCGACUUCAUAAUACUUCAAGCUCCUCUUCCUCCUCUGGUCAGCCGUCAGCCUCUGCGCCACCGACUUUCUCAUCAGGUGUAAUUAGAGAUGUCUUUUCAGCAGGGGAAGAUGAAGGUGUUCUCGCUUCUUUUCCUAUGCCACCGAAUAGAGGAACAUUAGUACCAUCGACUAAGGGCCCAUUGACACCACCCGCUUCACCCGAAUCUCCAGAUGGAGCCGCUCCAUCACGACCAUAUAGAAGACCCACGGUACCGCCACCUUCACCUUCGCCUCACACUACUUCCUCCUAUGCCGCCUUAUACAAAUCACGUAUAAGUUCACCAACCUGGGAUCUAACGUGUAAUUACGAAGACUCGGGGGAUCAACGAAUCAGCUGUGUGGAUAUGGAGGUCGAUGAUGAUGAAGAGAGGGAAGAGGUGGAACAUUUAGAAAAGAGCGUAUGGCAAUGGAAUUCCGACUCGGACGAAGAUGAUUCGGAUGAUGAUAGUCGAACUAUCACAGCUUCUACACCUGCGAGUGAGAUGAGUAGAUGGAGUGGGUGUUUUGAGGCCCAACAAGCAACGCCGAUGAAGAUCGAAGGACCAAGUGCGGCUGAUCUGAUACGUGAUGCUUAUUUGGUGAGUGUCCGUCGUCUUCCUCUGAUACGAUAUUGA